AAAAAAGCUUCUGGGAUUUUUAAUCUCCAAUCAUCACUGAAUAAUCUGGGCACCCCUACCCUCUGCGCGUUUUCGGGAGCCGCUGGGGAAAUGGGAGAUGGUCCCUAGCUGGGCAGCCCACUCCUAUGGCAGGUCUCUGAUUCAGAGGUUAGGAAUUUGCAUCUGAUUGCUAUUUGUCACCCAAUGAUUUGUCUAUCCAGCCAUGAGCACGCCUUAGGCAGAAGGGGGAGGGGAAGGGGCCAGGGCUUGCAGUCCCUGAAAUGAGAAAUUUACCAAUCAGGCCAGAUAGGGGUGCAUUAAAACAAACACAAUUAAAAGAGAGAUACCGAAAAAAGAAAAAGAAACCAGGAUCGGCCAGGUUCCUCUACAGCAAGGUGGACCCGCUGCCCGGGAACGCUCGCGCUGCCAUGGAGCCCCCCAGCAGAGAGGCUGCGUUGGGUUUGCGCAGACACCUGGAUGAAACAGAAUUGGCCAAGGACUAGUGGGACCCAGCCCUACCCCUGCAGCAGAGCCAGAGGAAGGAAGGAAGUUGCAGUCCAGCCUGGGGAGUGCCCGUCGAGCUAAGGGGCGUGCAAUGUACAGGACUGCGCUGGCUGUCUGCUGAGCCAGAGGGGCAUUGGCCCUGAGGUGUCUUGUUUGCAGAGACUAACAGCCCGGGUGGUUGCCACCAGCUGGCUGCUCCGAGGGUCCCAUCCCCGGUCCCCAGGGAAACGUACUGGUGUCAUCAGGGUGUCGGCCCCUCGAUGCAAAGCAGCCCCUAGUGUACCGCCUUGGUGCCCAUUUCCCCCAGGGCGUUGCACUGCACUCCCUCAGGGGCAUUGCAACCUCCCUCCUCCCAGGGUACCAGUUACCUCCCAGUCCAGGGCUUUAUCCCCUCUUAGGAACUUGCCGGCCAGCUCCCGUGGGGCCACUGCACCCCACAGGGCGUUGUCCUGCAGAUACCCCUCCCCGCCAGGACAUUGCAUCCUCAACUCCAGGGCAUUGCACCCCAGGUGCAUUGCCCACCAACUCCCCCAGGGAGCUGCCCUCGGCCGGCAGAGCCAUGAAGCUGCAGGCGGUGAUGGAGAACCUGCAGCGGCAGCAGCGGGCGCGGCUGCAGCAGGAGCUCGAGGCGCGGCAGCAGGAGCGGCAGCGCUCCCCGCCUCCCCCGCCAGCACUGCCCCCUCCGCUGCCCUCCGGACAGAACAUUGCCCUCCCUGCUGGGGCCUCGCUCUUGGCCCGGGGCCGCAGCCAGGACCCCGUCCCAUCUGAGGAGGGGGUGGAGCUUGAGAGCGCCCGCAUCCAGCGUGCCCAGAUGGCCGCCCUGGCCGCUAUGCGGGCAGCAGCAGCCGGACUCAGCCACUCGCCCAGUCCAGGAAUGUCAGAUGAGAGCCAAGCCUCCGAGGAGGAAGAAGAGGAAGAGCAGGGAGAGGAGGAGGAGGAGGAGGAUGGCGGGUACCAGCAGGAGAUGGGCUCGGAGGAAGAGGACGAGCUGAAGCGCAAAUGGGAUGAAGAUGACUUUGAAGAGGACAUGGGGGAGGAGGAGGAAGAGGAGGAGGAGGAGGAGGAAGAUUAUGAAGAGGAUGAAGAAAUGGGGGAGGAUGAAGGGCUGGGCUCAGCAGAAGCGGUGAGAUCUGGUCCGGGAUCUCUGCUUCUUCGCAAGCCGCAGGCCCCCCAGCAGUACCGAGGCGAGCCCCAGAGGCUGCCGGGGGGGCAGGAGCGGCUGUCGUCUGGAUUGAGCCAUCAGGGGCACUUGCAGCUACAGCAGCAGGCUCCAGACCACGGAGACUGGACUUACGAGGAGCAGUUCAAGCAAUUGUACGAGCUGGAUGGCGAUCCCAAGAGGAAAGAAUUCCUGGAUGACCUCUUCAGCUUUAUGCAGAAGCGAGGGACCCCCGUCAACCGAAUUCCCAUCAUGGCCAAGCAAGUGCUGGACCUUUACAUGCUCUACAUGCUGGUGACCGAGAAGGGGGGCCUGGUGGAAGUGAUCAACAAGAAGCUGUGGCGGGAGAUCACCAAAGGGCUCAACCUGCCCACCUCCAUCACCAGCGCUGCCUUCACGCUACGCACUCAAUACAUGAAGUACCUGUACCCCUACGAGUGCGAGAAGCGGGGGCUCAGCAACCCCAACGAGCUGCAAGCCGCCAUUGACAGCAACCGGCGAGAGGGCCGCCGGCAGGGCUUCGGGGGCUCCCUCUUCACCUACUCCCCCAGUGGCACCCCCAGCCUGCUCUCGUCCCCCAAGCUGCAAGUGCCUGGCUUGGGGCUGGUGGCGGCCACCAAUGGCGGCCCCAUCGGCCCUGGGCAAAAGAUAAAGAAAGAAGAGGACUCGCCCAUCCCCCUCCCCAUGCCCAGCCGACUCCCUGUGUCCCUGGCUGGCCAUCCGGUGGUCACGGCCCAGGCAGUGGCCGUGCAGGCGGCCGCCGCUCAGGCAGCGGUGGCGGCUCAGGCCGUGGCCCUGGAGCAGCUGAGAGAGAAGCUGGAGUCCGGGGAGCCACCAGAGAAGAAGAUGGCUCUGGUGACAGAUGAACAGCAGAGGCUGAUGCAACGGGCCAUCCAGCAGAACCUCCUGGCCAUGACAGCGCAGCUACCCAUGAGCAUCCGCAUUAACAGCCAAGGGACCCGCUCGCCAGAAAACCGUCAGGACCCCGGCAUGAGCCUGGCCAAUAACGGCACGAACAGCAUCAGCAUGUCAGUGGAGAUCAACGGCAUCGUCUAUACAGGUGUGCUGUUCGCACAGACCCCCGGCCCCUCGUCGUCCUCGCUCCCUUCCUCUGCCUACAGCAAGGGAAACAGCAGCAGCCGGAGCAGCAGCAGUGGUGUGGGGGGCAGCAGUGGUGUCUCCCAGGCUGCCCCGGCUGGUUUGUCCGCCCCUCCAACCUCUACCUCUAAUAACUCUUCUUCGCCUUAACUCCCCCCCCCCCAAACGGCAGCACCUCAUCUCACCAAAAGACAAAAAAAAAUCCCAAACCCACCCACACAUGGAGCUUCUAUCACAGCUGACGCCAAAACCCAAGCUUGCAUCUGGCUUCCCCGGGGGUGGGGGGAGGAAGCCCCAUUUCCCCCUCCGCCCAAGAGGACUGGAGAAAGUUUUGCAAGGAGAAAAGCUUUAAUCCAGGGGGGUUCAUUGAAAGCAGCCUGGACUCUGAGCCAGUCAUUAGCCGGUAGCUUUGGAGGUGAUGCAUCAUUCCCCGCCCCAGAACUCUUUACCUCACGGACACCCCACUUUGCACUGUCCGUUUGUUUUCCAAUGUUGUUGUGUGAAGUUGUGUUAUUUUGGAUACCUCCAGGCAGACACACAGUCGCACCCACGCCCACGGCUUGUGUUUUUAAUGAAAGCUCCCCACCUUUCCUUUCCUUUCCUUUUCUUUUUUUUAAACCAAAAACAAAAUUUGCAAAAGCGGGAGGAAUUUUAGUCCUUUAAAUCUUUUUUUAUUAUUAUUUUAAGAACUACACUCAAGCUAUAUGGCAUUUUACGAGGUGGUUAGUUGGAUCUUUUUUUUUUUUUUUUUGUAAAUAGCUUCUAUUUUAUUCUCUAAAAAAAAAAAAAUCAAACCUUAACUCACAAAAAUGAUAUAUAUAUAUAUAUAUUAGCGUUCGUUCAGGGAAACAGGACUUGGAAAACCUGUAACCUCUUUUUCUUGUGGUCGUCUGAUGUUGAUCUUGGUCGAGUUCGAUCCGCGCUGCUUUCUUUCGAACGCUGGUGACACCCAAGGUUCGGGAGAGAGCCAGGGUGACCCCAACGAACGAGCUCAGGUGUUUGUAUGCAGGGUGGAAUGGGGGGAGGGGCGGGGUGGGGGGUGUCUAGCAAGCUCCAUUUGGAGAUUCUUAGGGUUGAAGUGUGUAGUUGGUCUGCAGUUAUUAGGAGACGGUUUUGUAGAGCUGCCUCACUGGGAGACGUCUGCGUUUCUAGGAUCCGUUUCCUUCAGCAAUAGAGGUAAAGGGGUUCGAUGCCACCUCUUCAGGCUCUCCGCUCCACUCCACAACUAGCUGUUGGACCUUGGUCCUCUGGGGGCUUGAUCCGCUCCUGAUCCGUACAACCACUUACGCACCUGCUGGGACUUCAGGCGUAGCCUCAGUGAAGCCGAAGGGAUUACUCAACUGCUCCAAGUUAAGCAGGUGCAUAACAGCAGCGCUUUGGAUCAGGGCCAGAGCGUGCAGACAAGGGCAUAAGGCGGAGCUGUCCGUCCAGCCAGCCUUCUUCGUUCGGGUCCUGCUUCAGCAAAGUGCGUCCCGCUGGCGUUAAGGGGACUGCAGCAAACGCUUUACAGUUUAGGGUUGAGUGCUGUGUGGAUGGGGCUGAGCGCAGCGGGGGGAAGGCAGUGCCUGUGGAUGUGUCGUUGCUUUACACCCGUAGCCUGAGGCAAUGAUACGCUUGCCCUGGCUGGCAGGAAUUCUUCGGGCGUAACCUGAGGGGCAGCAAAGGGUGCGAUUCCGGCUGGUAGGCUUUGGAGACAAAAAAAAGAGAGAUUUUGCAUCGCAAGACUACCCGAAUUCUUCUUCCCAUCCCCAGUCCAGAGCACCCUCCGCCUUCCCAGAUAGUCAGAGCAUAGAGGGAGAGUCCUAAGCCAGAGGCCCCGUGCAAAGGAAUCACUGGGACUUCCAUUAGAGCAGCCUCCUUAGCUUCGUGAUCAUCCAUCUGGCUGCAUCGUGUGCACGCCCCUAUAUGGAUGAGAGCCAACGCUUCCUUUUCCAUUGGCUUGUAGAAGUGGGAAGUGGAUCCGUGGCGGCCCAUGGGUGCUGGUUGGACCUCAGAGAGUUGCAGUGUGUGGUGCCGGGAAUCGGUUUGUUCAGAAUCGGGCUCUGAGAAACAGCUUUUGAGCCAAGACACAGUGCAGGGAGAAAGCACAUCCCAAGUGCCUGCUGAACUCUGGGCAGGAGCCAUGCAGCCGCUUGUCUACGGGGAGGGAGUUUGCCAGCAAAGCAGAGCCACUGAUCUCCCACGCUUUCUCCUGGGCAAGACCUGCCAGACUCCUGACAGGGCAGCGCAAGGGGCUGGAAUCACUGAGCUGGGUUUGUUGGCCACGUGGACCUGUUUCAUUGCCAUUCCAAGGGUGGUGAAGGAUCCCGUGUGCUGUAGAGGGCGAGGGGAGCCGCUGUUGGUAUUGUGGAUGGGAGCUUCCUCCUGAUCUCGAAGCUCAUCCUUGUGGGUGGGUGCACACCUGUGUCCGUAGGUGUCUGUACCACCUGCAUGUACACAGUCAGUGGGAGAGAGGGCAGCACUCUGGCCUUCACAGCUUUCCCAAAAGCUACAGAGGGCAUAUGGGAAAAGCUGAAGCCUGGCUGUAGUUUAUUCAAAUCACGGAGGUGCCUGGACCGAAAGCCUGGAUCCAACGCCCUGAACAAUGUGGGGGUUCAGAUCCAAACUCCACAGCUGGCCUGUCGCUAGGACCUGGUUCUGGAUUCCCCAGCAAUCAAGCCCAGCUGCAGUUGGGUCUUUUCCUCCCUCUCCCUUUGCCUCUUUUAUUCCCUCUGAUCUGGACUUACAUGUGAGGGAAUUAGGUUCCCAACUCCCAUUGACUUGCACCUAAUUCCAUCUGGCUUCUUUGAAAAUCCCAGGCUUAAACUGAAUCUGUGGUACAACCAGUGCUGCACCAUUGAGGGGGGAAGAGAGAGGAUCCUGCUUGCAGCCGCCUGCAGUUACCUGCAACUUGGUGUCAUCACAAGGCUGGCCUGUUAUACUCGGUCUGUUUUGCAUUUUUUACGUGUGUUUCUUUAAUUUCUCGGUGGAGGAAAUUAACGUCGAUGACUCCUCUGUUCCCCCCCACACAUCCCCUCCCAGGGAACCCUGUUCCCAAGGGCUUACAGUACAAGUCUCUCCCUGUAAUUAGGUCCAUGGAGCAUAAUUUAAUGAGUUCUGUGUUGUGUGCUGUGCUCCUGAUGUGAGUGCCGGGGGCGGGGUUAUUCCGGAGGAGAAACUCCAUUUUAGAGACAAUCUAGGGCUUGCUGCAGAAUUCAUCUGUCCAGCAAGGGGCUGAGGAGCCUAAAACAGCCCGAGCUGGGACGUCUCCUGCAAGGUGCUGAGUGCCGUUAACUCCCACCGAAGCAGCUGCGUAUUGAGCAUGCUCUGCACUUCUCAGGAUCGGGCCUUAAGCGUGAGUCCUGCUGUAGCCAUGUGUUUCCUCUGCCCUGUCCUGUGACUGAUCAUAAAGGCACCAGAGCACCCUUACCUGCAUAAUAGUCACUGCCCAUAAAGGGCCUGAUUCUGAUUCUCGGCUGCUGUCAUGUACACCAGCGCAGAGGGUGGGCGUGAAGUGAAAGUGCUUUUGCACCAGUGUGAACAUCUGCGCAAAGGGUGAAGCAAUGGAAUGGAGACCCAAAGCCUCCCAGCUUGGCCUCUCUGCAAACAAUGGGGGUGGGGCGCUCUGGAUUUUUUAAACAUCGUCUUUUCCUGCUGAUUUUUGUGCUUUUCCAUUUGAUAAACCGGCUCCCAACCUCCCCAGCCUGUUUUUCAAGUCACAAGCCGCUCUGACUGCCUCCAGCUCCCUGACCCCGCAUAUUGCCAGCAGCUACCAGUCUGAUGGUUUCCAGCAGAGCAGGGAGCUAGCACAGAGAAGCUGAUCUAAAGGCAAUACUACAAUGUACAAUCCAGAUUGUACACAUGCCCCCCUUCACCCUCCCUGCUUCUUUCGCCAGACUCUAGAUACUUGUCGCACCUCGUCGUCUGCUCAGGGCUGAAACAGCAAACUGGUUCUUCGUAGGUUUCUUUUUUUUCUUUUUGGACAGGUGAAGAAAAUAACCAGAAAAAUCAGGUGUACUAGAUAAAAGUCAGUGAGAUUCCUGCUUCCCAUCUCUCUGCACCUUGCCCUCACUCCAUUUUCUGUCUGGGUUGGCUGUAGCACGCAGGGGGGGACUGCUUCCUGAUGUCUCCUACGGUGUCACUGGUGAAAGGCAGAUGUAAGGACUAGUAUUUUCAGAAAGGCUCUUUUGCAGCACUGAAAUAAGUGGCAGAUUUGCAAAGGAAUCUAGCACUUUGGGUCGUGAGCGUUUUGUGAAAACUAAAGUUGAUUAACUUUAAAAUUAAACAUCUGAGGUGCCCCAAUGGAAGCUGAGUUCUCAUGCUCUUCUAGCCCCAGUGGCGGGUGUUGAGCAUUUGAAAAUGUGGCCCCACACCCCAAGAUUUUUACAUUUCAGGCCUUUGGUUCUCCCUGUGCUGCUCGGAGGACAAGGGUGGGAGCCCUGCCAUGAAGCAUAUUGUUGCAAUGAUAUUUUUAGAAUGUGCACUGGGAUUGUUUUUGGUUGUUUUUUUUUUUUUUUAAUCUCCCAUCAUGAAUGUCAAAGAGACACCAUGGGCUCUCUGCAUUUCUGUCUGAACAAGUUCCCCUGGCAUUGCUGCGGCUAACCUUAUUCUCCCUGAAGGAGAUUAGAGCCGGGACAAAAUCCCCCUGGGUUAUUUUUAGUUUGGGCAUCUUACAGCACUUUGUGUGUGGUCAGUUUCACUAUUUUCCCCCCUCUCCGGGGCCUGAGCCAAAGCCCACUUCAGUGUCCACUGACUUUGGUCAAGCCCCUAGCUACUCGGUUUCCCUUCCUCAGGGUGGAUCUUAAGGUGAUGGUGAAAGCAGGAAAAUUGGCAGAGGGACUGCAGAACAGGUGCAAAACCCUCCUGCUGCCUCCAGUUCAUUGAAAUUGACAAGAUCUCAAGCUGAUUGUUUCCCUUCCUAAACAGUCCCUUAAAGCUCCCCUGGGUGGCUGCCUGAGACCAAUGGUCAUUGAACCCAGCUAUUUGUGCCAGCAGACCCACCUCUCAUCUAGCUGGGAUCUAGCCAGGAACUCCCUCUCAUGGAAGCAGCGGGAUGGUUGUGACACCUAGGUUUUGUCAUAUACGGUGAUUCUUCCUCUCGGGGUGGGGCUGGGAAUGUUGAAGCCGUAACACGUUCCCUAGGCCAGGUCAGUUUGUACCAAUAUCAUUAUGGCGGUUAGGAGUGUGACUUUUUACCGCUAUAGUUCUACUGGUACAGUUCCUAGUGGGCUACAGUAAAGCCAUAUAAAGGUGACUUAUCCCAGUAGAAGUUAUUUCCCUUCUACAGCAAGAGCACCUUUAUACCUGUGUAACUGCAUCCACACUAGCAGGGUUAUGCUGUUUUAACUAUACCCUGUCUACCUGGGGAGGGAGGACCCAUGAAGCUGCUUAAACGUGAUGCAGAAAGAGGCUGGACUUAAUCCUGUUAUAUGUUAAAAGCUGUCUCCCUAGCUUUCUGGUUCAAGUGUUAAUCAACUUUGUCAUACAGAGAGAGAGGGCACCAUCUGAAGUGGAGUGGAGAUUUGUCCUCUUUCCCGGCCUUACACUUGAGAGUGGGUUCCUCUCUUUUCCCUGGGGAAAUAUGACCACGGCUGUGCAUGUAUCAGCUUUGCAGGGUACAUACUGUGAUGCACAGGGUCAUGUUGAGCCCUGGUAUAAGCAGAUGCAGCCUCUGUUGAUUUCGGUGGACUUGGCAUUUGCUUAUGCCAAGGCUGACGUUGGUCUCCAGUGCAUGCUGCAAAAGAAAAGCAGCUGCUCCGGGGUGAUGGGAAAGCAUCUUUGUGAGUUGUGAGCCCUGUUCCGCUAAGUGGAGUGCUGACACGGCUGAGCCAGCCAGAGGGGAAUGCUGGUGGUUCCCCGUUCCCAACUAAACAGGCUUGGAUCUGCUCCAUUACACCCCUGCUUGCCCAGCCAGGGAGCCUCAUUGCUCAGCUGUUGACCAGUUUUGCAGUUUUGAUUUUGAGAAUACUGGGCAUAGAUGCUGCAUCGUCACUGCCUGUUGGUCGCACACAUGCCAGUAACCCCACAGUAAACAUCAGGGCCUGGCUUGGCUACUCCUGUAUUUCCCUGGCCACUGAAAUCCUGGGAGGAGGUUGUACCUUUCUGGGAGGUGCCCGGGCUUCUCAGGUGACUGAAGGCAUCUUGGCCUCCCAGAGAAUCUGGCUAGAAAUGCACUCCCUGUUUAGACUUUUUGCUCAACUGCCCCUUUGACCUUAGAGGCCAGGGGACGGGUAUCCCCAUCAAGCCGCUCCCUUCUGUUCUGUCCAGCCUGGCCGUUGCAUCUUUCUUUUUAACCAGGCAGCUGUUUUGUAUUUUAAAAAACUCUCACCGAUAUCUACGUUAAUGAUGCUGCGGUAGCUCCUUCUGGAGCACCCGGGAUCAAACCCAUUGAAGCCAACUCUCCCAUUGACUCGGAGCGAGCCAGAUUGAUGUGCCUUUGCCCAGCCUGCUGCUAAGUUGCUUGUAGAUGCACUCAGUGACAAUUAGCAUCUCACUCCCUGGCCCUGUCUCCCCCCAUGGCACUGCUGCCAGAUCCUCCUUAGGCAGCACAGCAAGGAGUUAGACCUCAGGUGACUUCUAUACCAAGAGCCAGGUGGGCAUGAUCUCCUCUUUUAAUGCCCUGUGGGACAGCUCCUGCAGAGAAUCCAAGCUAGCGUCCAUCUCUCUGUGCUGCUGCUCAAGCAGGGAGAAUAUGGAAGCAAGGGGAUUUGGUGAGCGAGAACCAGCUGUAGCCGCAGGCCGCUGGCGAUACAAGCUCCUGCCCUGGAGACAGUGGGGUGUUUUUAGAGAGGGGGGGCUUGCUUGACUUCCUCAGCCAGCCGCCAGAAUCCUGAGCAUGCACCAGGGACACUGCCCAGUUUUGUGACACAGCAGGGGAGGGCGAAAGUGCAGGGUGCCUGUAAAGCAGAGAGGACCCUCAACUCCCAGGGAGGCUGGAGCCUCUGACACACCUUGUGGGAUGGAGAGCAUCAAGCUUAAAGGGCCUGCUCCAAAAUCCAUUGAAGUCAAUGGCACAGCCCCCACUGACUUCAGCGGGCUUUGGAUGGAGUCUGGUGUCACUUGUGAAUGAAUAUAUAAUAUAUAUACACACACACACACACACACACACACACACACAUACACACUUUAACAGACUGUUUCUGAGUACUCCCCACCUCCCCCCUUGUCCUGUGCAGACACACACAAAGUUACGGUCCUUUGCCUCAUUGCCAUUUUCCUUCCCUGCCUGCUAGCCCCAAACACUUUCUGUUUCCUUUUGCUGUGUCCUUGCUUUGGAAGCCGCCCUGGGCUGCUGCCCCCCGAGCUCCGUUUUCAUGGAGCCUGGGCAGCUUUGAAAGGUGGACUGCAAAGCUAAAGUGAAAAGCAGAGCUUAGCCCAGAGAUAGGAGCUGACUGCUCCCCGCUAGCUGGCACAGUAACACGGGGCUUCAUCCCUCCUGCGAAAACCUUCCAGCGCUUCCUGGCUCUCGCCUCGGUCUUCCCCAAGUCACCAGAGCCCUUUGAUGGGCUUGGCUGAAUCAGGGGCUGUGUAUGUUUGCUGGCAUCUGAAGCCUCGAGGAAACCAAGGGCCACCCCGGCAGCCUGACACACACGGGACCGAUUUCUAGACUCUGUUCAGUUCCUGUUUUAGCUGGGCAGUUCACUCUUUACGCUCCUGCCGCGGAAUUGACCCUGCAUGCUGGUACCAGAACCCUGCUCGCAGCCUUCGUUCAGUAUGCAACUCAGGCGAGAUCAAAGAUCCCGAAACCCUCUCUCAGUAGCUAGAUAAAGCAAAGGGUUUUCCCCUCUAUCACCUCCUCAGUGCCAAAAGCUGUAGCUAGAGAAGUCUCAUGGGCACAGACCGUACAUCUGACUUUGUCGCCGAGCGAUCUGUGGCUGUUCUCAGCCUGUGUUGGGUGUAGGACCAGUGAGGUGGCGUCUCUGUUCUCUAGACGCCCUAGCCAGUCAGACCCUUGAUACUUGGCUCUGAGCCUGGCCUGGAAACGUAUCGUCUCUCAGAACGAAUGCUUUGCUCGACUUGUAUAAGGAGCCUUAGGAAGCGGGGUGGGUUGGGGGUGGGAGAAAUUCUAUAUCAAAUUCUAUAUCUCGUGUGUGUUUUGAGUGUGCGUAUAAAGCAAAACCAACCAACCUUCGGGGUAAAACGUGUUUUUUACACAAUCUGGGCUCUCAGAGCAAGAGCAGGAUUGUAACUCAGGGGAAAAAGACCUGCUGUCUGGAUCUGAUUGUACUGGGUAUGGGAGGGAGGGAGAAGGAGCAGGGCAGGAUUUGCUUGCUGUGUCAUUUAUUUUAAGUUCCAGUUGUUUUGAGGUUUUUUUUGGGGGGGGGGGGAGGUGUGAUUUCUUAGCCCUGAUUUUUCAUCCAGGAGAAACUUGCCUUAAAGUUGCCCGGCACGGCGGGUGGGUGACCUGGGUUUCUCCCCAGUGCUGGCUCUGUAGGAGAGGCAGCUUUGCUAGCGUAGCUUCCAGCUUGUGUCUGCCCUGCUCUCGCUGCGGGAGCCCGUGUGGCUGCUUGAACCGUGCUGCAAGGAAACCUGGACCUGAGCACGACUGAGAUACUUGACUUCAGAAGGGGCUGCGUGCAUCUUUGUGGGCCUGCUGCCUCGGGGCUGCGUGGGUGUGUGCCCGAGGGAGAUCCCGAGGGGGACCCUCAAGUUCCACACCAGGGACAGCUAGUGUGCGGAAAGGGCUCACCUCCCACACUACCUCGCCGGUGGGAAUGCAACUCUCUGGGCUGCUACGGCUUCUACCAGCAGCUAACCCAGCAGCCCCUGAGCAGGCCACACAUCCGAGGAUGCAGGGGCUGGAGGUGCAGACAAGCCACAGGGCACCUCCUCAUGCCAAACACUGGACAGCCCAAGAGCCAUUCCCCACCCCCAUCCCCUUAACUCUGGCCCUCAAAUCCCCAUUAGCCCAGAGUUCUGCUGAGCCCACCUGCUCAGUUCUGAAGGUCUGGCUAGGAGGAUGCCAUGGAGCGCUAGCCGCUAGGACUAGAACGUGCUGUUUUAGGGCCUGCCUGACUACCUUCAAAGAGACAUCCUGCAGGAUGGCCCCCCCAGAGAACUCUUUGUCACUGGCUUUUGUGCUGGGGAGGGGGGGUAUUUAGAUUUUUAGUAGGUUUUGCAUUUGUACAGUCCCUGUUUUAUUCCUCUCCUCACCCCCCCCCCCCCCACCAAUUUUUUGGUUGGGUUUUUUGAUUUUUUUUGGGGGGGGAAGCAUAUUACAUUCAGCUUUUUUUCCUUUUUGCAUAUCGAUUAAAAAAAAUCAGUUUCUCUGGGGUUUGAAAGGCAAAAGGAAUGAACACAGCUGCAGAUGCAAUUAUACAGCAUGCAUAUCUUAACUCAGGUAAAAAAAAAAAAAAACACAAAAAAAAAAGAAUAAAAACCACAUUCUACCUCUGAUAACGGCGGGCCUCAGGCUGCCUGUCCUGGGAAUCCCGCGGUGAAAUAUUUCAGUUUUGCAGACAUUCAGGUAUUAAAACUUUGUGAUUAUUAAAUAAAAUAAAAUAAAAUAAAAACACUGAAAGUUUACAUUUUAUAAUAACAUUAUUAUACAGAUUGUAUUUAAACUUCAGAAUAUUUAAGACAAUUGUAACCCUGUAAAGUUGAUGAAAUAUUAAAAACAAAAACAAAAAUCUGA
Molecule: messenger RNA, 12353 nt
Organism: Dermochelys coriacea (leatherback sea turtle)
Lineage: Eukaryota; Metazoa; Chordata; Testudines; Dermochelyidae
Gene: ARID3A
Product: AT-rich interaction domain 3A
Exons: 9
Coding region: 1043-2890 (615 amino acids)
Biological process (GO): regulation of transcription by RNA polymerase II
Cellular component (GO): nucleus
Molecular function (GO): DNA binding
Source: RefSeq, a predicted model, not a curated record